Molecule: messenger RNA, 1317 nt
Organism: Aspergillus calidoustus
Lineage: Eukaryota; Fungi; Ascomycota; Eurotiomycetes; Eurotiales; Aspergillaceae
Source: the annotation of a GenBank genome assembly
AUGGCUCUAUCCUACACAGACGCAGUCGAACGGGUUGAGAAAGAGGCGCGCCGCCAACAGGCAGCCUUCCUCGCCGACAGCGAAAAAUGCUCAAUAUUCAACGCAUGCGACCGGGCGGUUUCGGAGCCAAUCUCUAGCCCGAUUUCCACUCCCGCGUUUGAUACAUCUGCCAUGGAUGGGUUUGCGUUACAAUCGGUCGCUACGCAAGGUGCAAGUCCGGAGAGACCGGUGACAUUCGAGGUCCAGGGGACCACCACCGCAGGCGAUGAGCCGCACUCGCACUCGACGCGGAACUAUCCAAGAGAUGGGAUCCAGCCUUGUGUUGAGAUCAUGACGGGGGCGCCGUUUCCUGUUGGACCAGAUGGCGAUCGGUUAGACUGCUGUGUUCCCAUUGAGGAUGUAGUGCUGCUUGAGAACAAGCUCUCGAGUCGUCGGUACAUUUCGCUCUCCAAACCAGCGAAAUGGCGCCAGCAUCGACGACUCGCCGGUGGUGAUUUUUCCAGAAAUGACCGGAUCAUUGGGGUCGGCGAGCGCGUCAAUCCCCAGCACAUCAUGGCAAUGGCAUCGGUCGGCCUGGCCGAAAUUCCAGUAUUGCGCAAGCCACGGAUUGCCAUCUUCUCAACGGGCUGCGAGCUGAUGUCCUCGGAAGCUGCAUCUCAUCGCUUCAUGAUCCACGACGCAAAUGGCCCAUAUCUAUCGGCGAUGCUGAAAAAGUACGGCGCAGAUGUCGACUUUCGUGGAGUCGUCCGCGACAGCCCAAUUGCCAUGGAGAACGCGCUUCUUGAAGCCCUCGGCCAGAACAAGUACGAUGUGAUUUUGACAUCUGGUGCAGUCUCAGCAGGCCGUUGCGAUAUGAUUCCCGGCGUGAUAAGCAGCAUAGGAGGCCGGACUGUUUUCCACAAGGUCGCCGUCAAGCCCGGCCAUCCCGUCCUCUUCUCCGUCCUUCCAAGGGGAGGACAGGGCGAGACGGCAUUCUUCGGUCUUCCUGGGAAUCCAGUGGCAGCCACGGCCUGUCUUCGGUUCAUUGUGCUGCCAUACCUGCGGACGCUGCAAUGCCAGUUGCGAGAACGGCCACAAUCUGCUCGGGUACAAGUACCCAAGUCGAGUAAGGCAGCGCUAGCCUUUCGAAAAGAAGCUGACAUUUUCCGACCGGCCAUUCUGAGCCCGUGUCGACAGACGGUGCAGAUCAUUGAGGACCACAGUCCGGGGAAGACGAAGCCGUUUCUGCACGCAAACUGUUGGGCGCAUAUUCCAAGCGCAGUCGAGCAGGUAUGUGACGGGGAAGCGGUGGACGCGUAUCCUUGCGAUCUCGAGUAG